This is a messenger RNA of Microplitis mediator, 2678 nucleotides long. RefSeq lists its product as uncharacterized. The record is from RefSeq and is a predicted model, not a curated record. The transcript has 7 exons. NCBI's taxonomy places the organism in Eukaryota, Metazoa, Arthropoda, Insecta, Hymenoptera, Braconidae. The coding region runs from base 434 to 2446 and encodes 670 amino acids.
AAAUUUUCUAAUAAAUUGCACUGAUAAGCUGGUGAACUGACUCGUCUGCUUGAUACUUGGGGACGAAGUCGUCAACUCAAGGUCAUGGUUUGUUAUUUAAAUUUUUUUGCUCGCGUAAAAAUGAGUAAGGAGCGGGGGUUCACAAUUGUAGUCUUCGGUCAUUCAUAACAAUGGCGGCAUUGAAAGCAAGUGUUUGCUGAUGAUGUUUUGUGUGUGACUGGUUCUAAUAAUAUUUUAUAUUUAAACCUGAUGUGUGUGUAUAUUAAUAGCGGUUAUUAAAACACAGACGUUAGUCUGCUCCGGUUAAAUUGUGCACACAUUUGCCCCUGUGUUAAUACUCAUACAGAUUUAAUGCUGAGUAAUAAUAAUUAUUAUUAUUUAAAAGUUUGUUUGGAUAUAUAACAAGUGCCUUAAAUCGUUUACAUUUUACGUCAUGGAGGAGAGCAAGAUGGAGAACAUGUCGCCUGGGAAAACAAACAAAACAUCGAGUUCCUCGAGGAAACACAAAAAAAGAGGAAACAAAAGGAGCAACGCCAACCAGGUCGAUAGCUGGUGCAGUGAAGAUCAAACGGAUAUGAGUUGCGACCCGGUACCGGGUAUCGAUUACGCCCCAAUGUUCUGGCAACAAUCAGCAGCAGUUGGUCCUCAUGUUGCACCGAUGCGCAAUGGCCAGAGACUCUUCACUACGAUGUCCGACCCAAGUUUCUGCGGGUACUCUACAGUUCCCGUGGCCUAUGCGAUGGAACCCGUCUCCAUGCCGGGGAUCUACCCUCUGUACAGGCCGAGUCCUCAGCCUAAUUACCGACCACCGCGAGGCAGACCCAGGAGAAACAUUCCCCAGCACAAUCCGAGCCAUUCCCAGGCCCAUCAGGGCAUCAGCAACAUCAGCGGCGUCGCCAACGGGUACUCGAGUCUCCAGGAAAACAGGACCAGCUUCUCAACUUUGUACCAGAAUGGAGACUACACUUCACUGCCUCCUUCUGCCAACAAUCAUAUCGUCACUGAAGGCGAUGACUUGAACUCGGAGCACAGGAGGUACUCGGACCCAGGUCUAGGUCCUGCGGACCUGCCGCCUCACAACAACAGCGAGGACUCUGACAGCGUUGGCAGCUCCAGUUCUAUCACGACUAUCGGGAAAAAUAAUAAACUCGUUCUUUCUUUAGUCGAGCAGAUGACUGCGCUAAGAGAAGCAAAUAGCCAGAUGUUUAAACAACUUAACGAAACAAAACUGUCAUUAGAAAAUGUAACUACGGAAUUAGGUGAAAUAAAACAACACGCGUUCUCAGAUUAUCAGCCAGGAAUGUUAUCAGAUAUUAUUAGCGAGAUUCGACAAGCAAAUAAAACCCUAGAUGAAACAAUCGAUGCAAGAAUAAACGCGAUAGUCGAGGAGAAAACCCGACGAAAACUACUAGAGCUUGACGACCUCAAGGAACAACUGGCCAAAAUGACAGAGCAAAAGGCCAAGGGAGACAGACGGAUUGCAAAGUUGGAGGAGGAGGUUGCUAGUCUUAAAAUUAAUGCCUCCAACAAUGAGGGUCGUGAGAUAGCAGCCUUCGAAGAAGAGACACUGGCGCUGAGACGUGAGCUCCAAGAAGCACGGGCGAGAAACACUGCCGAUAAUCGAGUGGCUAAGUGCGUAGAAGCAUCAUCGAUAACGAGAUCUAUUGCGUCUUUAACUUUCAAUUCACCCUGUAUAACAACCAGCACCCCCGUGCGUAGAAACUUCCACGAGCUCAAAAGCUCCAGUUCCAUUGCUCCAGUCACCACUUCAUCCUCAACUUCGUCUGACUCAUCUCCCUCACCUUUGUCCCCAUCCGACUCGUCGAGGAACCUGGAGAGCAUCGGCGCAGAUCAGCUUGACGAGGACUGGGAGUGGAAAAAAGGAUCCACUCAGGCCACUGGUACCUUGGACCGGCUUACAGAGCCGGCCAACCACGAUGACAAAAUCAAUGAAAAGCUAGACAGUGAAAACAAGGAGAGCAAAGAAUUGAUUGCUGAUAAUAAUUACUGGAAAAAUUCUAGAGGCUCUAUCACAUCAAUGCGCCCGGAUCAAAGGGAAGCUUUCGAGCGAUUGUUGCAUUUUCACUUUGAAAGAAACUCUGUGACAACUGGCCAGAAUUUUCAUCGCACAGCAGUAGUCCGUCGCAAAAGCGACGGCACAAAUAGUUUUAAAAAAAUUUCAAAAUUUCCUUGUUUGAGAGCCGUCUCCACGAGCUCCCUUCCCUCCAUACCAGACCCCGAUCCUGAAGAAAAAAAGUCCGAAGCCAGCGACGGCAGUCGUCCAGCGUCCGAAGCUCAGCAGAAACGCGAGGGCAUCGAGGUACCGGACGUCGUCGUGGUUCCUGGAAAAUCAGUGGUACCUAAAAAUUUGUGCUCGACGAGAAUCCUGACAUCCAGUGUCCUCAAAGCACCUUCACGCGCCACUUUUACCACCGCCUAUAUUUAGGUUACGUACGGGGCCACUGAAUAAGCCAUAAUUACUGUGCCAUCACAAAUUGGGGCUUCAUUAUUUGGGUUUUAACUACUGUAAAAAUUCACACGAGGAUUAAGGGAAGAAAGAGAGGAAAAGAACGUAACCGGAAACGUGAUUUAUCAGACUGGAGAAACUGGUGGCGGUACUGCGUAAAAAGGUGAGCGGUCUCAGCAUCAGCGAUCAUCACCACCAUCAUCAUCGUCAA